This is a messenger RNA of Rhododendron vialii, 1873 nucleotides long. Its product is annotated as protein trichome birefringence-like 31. The transcript has 5 exons. Gene Ontology annotation, cellular component: Golgi apparatus. The coding region runs from base 1 to 1275 and encodes 424 amino acids. The record is from RefSeq and is a predicted model, not a curated record. NCBI's taxonomy places the organism in Eukaryota, Viridiplantae, Streptophyta, Magnoliopsida, Ericales, Ericaceae. Gene Ontology annotation, molecular function: O-acetyltransferase activity.
AUGACGACACAAACUCCAUCCAAUCGCCAAAUCCAGUAUCUCUUCACCGUGGCAUUGGCUUCCCUUCUCAUCCUCGGAACGGCACGAAUCGUUUUAGACAGUCUGAAGAACGGGCAGAGCCCAUUCCUGCAGCUACUGCAUCUGGGCAACAAGCACGAAGUACUGAGAGUGCCAGUGACUAUAAACGACGACGAUGUUGUCGAAGAAGGCUGCAAUGUAUUUGAAGGGAAUUGGGUUUGGGACAACAUAUCCAGCCCGCUAUAUACAGAAGAGAGCUGCCCUUAUUUAGUCAAACAAGUGACUUGCAGCAGAAAUGGGAGACCUGAUUCUCUUUACCAGAAUUGGAGGUGGCAGCCCAAUGCAUGCAACUUGCCAAGGUUUGAUGCUUUGAAGUUGUUGGAGGUAUUGAGAAACAAAAGGCUUAUGUUUGUGGGGGAUUCGAUACAGAGAGGCAUGUUCGACUCAAUGGUCUGCUUGGUACAAUCUGUAAUUCCUGAUGGAAAGAAAUCCUUACAGAGAAUUCCUCCCAGGAAGAUUUUCACAGCCAAGGAGUACAACGCAUCCAUUGAGUACUUCUGGGCUCCGUUCAUAGUUGAGUCUAAUUCGGAUAAUGCAACAAAUCACACCGUAGUAAAGAGGGUAGUCAACCUCGACUCCAUAUCUAAACACGGCAAACAGUGGGAUGGUGUCGACAUUUUGGUAUUCGAGAGCUACAUAUGGUGGAUGUAUAAGCCUUUGAUCAAUGCAACAUUCGGAUCUCCUUACAAUGUCCUGGAGUACAAAGUGGCAACAGCAUACAGACUGGCACUAGAAACAUGGGCAAACUGGAUAGAAACAAACAUCAACCCUCGUAAUCAGGAGGUCUACUUCAUGAGCAUGUCUCCAACACAUCUAUGGAGCUGGGAAUGGAAGCGCAGAAGCGAAGGAAACUGCUUCAAUGAGUCGCACCCAAUCCAUGGUUCAUACUGGGGAACGGGUUCCAAACUUGAAAUCAUGGAGAUAGUACGAGAUGCCUUAGAAAAGGUAAAACUAGACGUGACAUUACUAAAUAUCACCCAACUGUCGGAAUACCGGAAAGACGGCCAUACGUCAGUCUAUGGUGAGAGAAAGGGUAAGCUAUUGACAAGAGAACAGAGAUCAGACCCCAAAAAUUUUGCUGAUUGCAUUCACUGGUGUCUUCCAGGAGUCCCUGAUACUUGGAAUGAGAUUUUGUAUGCACAUCUACUAAAGAACUAUCGAUCAAAAAGGAAUAAACUUAGUCCUCCUCCUUUCUAAUACGUAUCUGUAUAACCUUGUCUUUUUACCCCUUGCAAUGCAACCCAAUUCAGUACAAUCAACCACAAUUACAAAUGAAAAUCAGAUACCUCACAAAUCGGAAUGAGAUUAAAAACUCUAAGUUGGAAAGAGAUCAACAGUAACGCAAAGGGAGAAAUCACACAUGCAGACUCUAAGUUGGAAAGAGAUCAACACUAAUGCAAAGGGAGAAAUCAUUCACAUGCAGGUGGGGUGCCAACCGCAAAUUUCCAUGGUUGUAUUCUCUAUUGAUGAUUAUAUACCAUGAUUGGUGCUUUUCAAAUCGUACUAUAACAUAUUCCUUUUCAAUCCACUUGGAUGCAAAGAAGACAAUACGAAAAACAGGGAAAAGGAAAGUCACAAAGUAUACAUCCACUCUAGUCUCAUGCUAUAGUGGAUGCCUUUGCUGCAAAAUCUUAUACACUGUGUUUUCCUUCUAGACGUGGAACUUGCUGCCAGAAAAUUUAUUUCAAAGCAAACUACACAGCGAGGCUUCUCUGAAAGAAUACCAAAGAUGCAGAGAACCAUGCAGGAUGUUUUGGAACACAACAAAGCAUAUAUCAGAGCAGCAAAAUCAAAA